GUUGAGACCAGACGUAGAUCCUGUUUCUGACGUUGUGACAGAUGCUGUUACCUGAUCCAGGAGAGGUCACUUACUCUGUCUCAACUUUCACAUGUGAGAGUAUUUAUGUAACUUGCAGGAACAGUGUGAAGACUCAUUCACCAAUUUUGAACUCUCCUCAAAAUCCAAUAUGGUAGUAAUGACCUCGCACAAUACAGAAAAGUUAAGUGAAAACUUUCUAAGGAGUGUUAUUUCUUUUAAAUAUACCUUUAAUUAAAAAUACGUGGUUCUGCCUAGGAAACACUUGUGUUUUGACAUAGUACAAAAUGUAAUGGGCCCCAAAAUUAAACAGCAGAAUUAAAAUAAAUUAGCUCAAUCAUAUUCUUCAGGUCACAUUUUAACGCCAUGCACUGAAUAAAGCUGCUUAUAUAGAUGGUAGAUUUAUUAUAAUACAUCUGACUGGUUUAGGAUUAUCAACAGUUCCUGCCCUGUGGCAGAUGAGUGGUGAGAACACAGAUGUGGGGCACUUCAGAAAAUAACCUCUGGUGUGGUCUGUGGAUGACGUGGGUUUAUUUGGGGUUUUUUUUAUGGAACUGGUAUGAUGGCUGGGAGUGCUGAAACAGAAAUAGAGGUUUUGCCCAUCUGCAAAUGGGAUUUUGUGAACAGAUGUAACCAUCAAUUCAAGCUUUUUAUCCUCACUGUCCUCUUUCCUUGACCCCUCUUGUUGGGAGAGGGGUCUUAAAACACUAUGAAGUGAAGAAAAACAAUCCAUUUGUUUUCAUAUGGUUGUUGCUGUCACUCCCACUCAUUGACUCACUCUUUGUAUUAGUGAGUCUGGAUGGCCAGUAACUAAUUUCAAGUGUAUUAUUUAACAGGUAGUGUGUCACUGGGUGAUUACUUUAAAGAAUCAAGUAAAGCAAGAUGGCUCGGCAUUCAUGUCUGAAAGAUCAUAUGGAAUACUUUGGUUUUAGUUGAUUUUUUCAUCUGUUGUCUUAUUUCCCAUUGCCUUAUGAAUAAGAUUUGUACAUAUUUCAGCUUACAAAGUCACAUUAGUAGAAUACAUGCCCUUUUUGGCAGAACCUGCUGCUUUGGGUAGGCUCCUUUAUAGGGAGCAGGUGCUUGAUGGGUUUACCACCAAGGAAAACACCCCAGUUCAGUUCCGGCAAAGACAUGUGGGUGAGAAUUCCCUCACAAAUAGGAAAUGCUGGAUGUAUUUCUGGGGAACUUUGUCAGCAAUAAUUCAUUGGAAAUGGACAUCUGCCGCUUGGGUAGUUAAUUUCCCUCUGUGGAGUAGGGCUGAGUGUUAGAAAAAGAUGAUAAUGAUGGAUUUACUGGAUCAUCACUUGUUAAAGCUAGGGCUCUUAAAGGGAGGUUCUUGACAAGGCACACUUAGGAUUAAUUUUUUAAUGCAAUCUUACUCUGAUAAUGUUUGCACAGUGCAUGUGUUCACAUUUAAAGCAAACGGCUUACAUCUAACGCAUGCCAGCGCUUUAUGCAGGAAGACAAGAAGCAGUAGCCAGCAACAGGCAAGCCCUUCGGAGACCUCUAAGCCUGCUGACAGGCACAGUUGCUCUGCAUGUAAUUUGAAGAAAGGCAUUGUGUCCCUGGUGGCUUGGCUUUGACUGAAAGAUGGAGUUUUGCGCUCUCAUUUUGCACUGAAGACCGGCUCACAGAUAAAUAGGUCACUGUCUGCGGAACUAUUUUGCAGUAAAUCGAUUAGAAGCAACAUGACCUUAAGCCUGAUCUCCUUGCUCUACAAAGAUAUUGCUGAAUUGUGGCUUCUUCUGAAGAAAAGCACAGGUGUGUCUAGUUUUUCAAAUUUGGUUAGUUAGGCAGAAACUCUGUCAGACAAUAUCAUCCUUCUGAGGAAACUGGGAUGUGUUUUAGUAUAAAGGCAGAAGUUGUACUCUUUCUGUGUACAUUCAUAUAUAAUUUAUUGUAAUGGGUGUGUGUGUUCUGUCCUUGUGUAAAUUUGCAGUGUAUCCCUUUAUUUGCAGGUGUAUUUCUUGGUACCCUAGACGUAUCUGCUAAAUCUAUUCCUGUAUUUUACAUGGAAGGUACUUUGUUCAGGAUUCGCUCAUGCAGUGAUUAUGGCAAUCAGAACUGCUGCUAAAGCUUACAAGGAGAAUUUGCUGUUGCAAAGAGCUGUCCUGCUGUUCCUGAAUUACAGUGGAUUUUAGUGUUCAAUUCAUUGCAUUUUAUGUAAAUAUCAGAGAUGUAAUUUCUCCUGAUCGCUAUUUGAGGUAGGGAAAAAGCAUAGUUUCUUUUGCAGGACACAGUUUGGCAUCCCCUAGUUGUUAGUAUAGGAGGGUUAAUCUAAAAUGCAUUAUUUUUUAAAUUCCUUCAGUCAAAGCUUUCUAUAUCCUAUGUUGUCUCUGUUAAGAUAUAGUGAAAUAGUGGAGAUAUUAUUUGCUGUUAAUAGAGCAGCUACAGUCCAUUGCAAAACUGAAAGCAUGUUUUGUGGAAUAGGGACAAGCAAAAACUGCUUCCUUAUUCUGGUGCUUGCAUUCACAUUUCCAGUUCUGUUUUCUGCUUUUGGAAUGCGUGACUAUUGCAGAGGAGGACCAGAGAAAGAGCACUGAGUCCAUGGGCUGGUGUCUAACCUUCCAACAUUGUCGCUUUUGAAAUGUCAAAAUUAAAUGAAACAGAUGAAAUCAUGCAUCAGGAUAUCAUUCCCCUCUAUGCUGCAGAUAUUCAGGACCAGUUAAAGAAACAAUUUGCUUACCUGUCAGGUGGAAGAGGGGGAGAUGGAUGCCCUGUUAUCACCUUUCCAGACUAUCCAGCUUUCAGUGAGAUCCCUGAGAAGGAGUUCCAGAAUGUCCUGACCUACCUGACGAGCAUCCCAAGUUUACAAGAUGCUGGAAUUGGAUUUAUUCUUGUCAUAGAUCGCAGACAGGACAAAUGGACCUCCGUGAAAGCUUCCAUUCUGCGGAUAACAGCAUCUUUCCCGGGAAACCUGCAACUAGUUCUUGUUCUGCGCCCAACAGGAUUUUUUCAUCGAGCUCUCUCGGACAUUGCUUUCAAAUUCAACAAAGAUGAGUUUAAAAUGAAAGUACCUAUCAUAAUGCUGGGCUCAGUAUCAGAACUGCAGAGUUACAUUGAUAAAACACAAUUAACAGAAGAUCUUGGUGGCACCCUGGAUUAUUGCCAUAACAGAUGGCUGUCCCGUCGCACUGCUAUAGAAGGUUUUGCCCAAAAGGUUAAGCAAACAGCUCAGAUUCUUCAGUCCUUUGGGACUGAGCUGGCUGAAACAGAACUACCAAAUGAUGUGCAAUCAACCAGCUCCCUUCUUGCAACACACACAGAAAAGAAGGACAAAAUGAAGGAGGAUAUCAGGUUAGCAGUAGAACAGGGAGAUGAUAUCCUCGGAAGUAUUACAAAACCAGUUACUGAGAAUCCUGAAUACAAACUGAAUCAAGAUCAGCUAGACAAUCAAACAACAGUAGAAAGACUUCUGGCUCAAUUACAUGAAACGGAGACUGCCUUUGAUGAGUUUUGGAUUAAGCAUCAGCAGAAACUUGAGCAGUGUCUGCGCCUUCGGAAUUUUGAACAGAAUUUCAGAGAGGUCAAAGCAGCUUUAGAUACUGUGUCUGAGAAACUGUCUGCUUUCAUAGAUGUGGGAAACAGCUGUUCUCAUGUGGAGCAUAUUUUGAAAGAUCUUGCCAACUAUGAAGAAAAAUCAUGUGAAACUGUAGCAAAAGCCAGAAUGCUAGCCUCAGAGGGUGAUGCUUUUAUUCAAAGCAAUCAUUAUGCUGUGGACUCCAUUAUUCCAAAGUGCAGUGAACUUCAUCAACUCUGUGAUGCCUUCACUACUGAGAUAGAACGGAGGAGGAAUCUUCUUAACAAAUCUCUAGAACUGCAUGGCUUACUAGAAAAGUCUAUGAAGUGGUGUGAUGAAGGAAUUUAUCUGCUGGCUUCGCAGCCAGUAGAUAAGUGUCAGUCUCAGGAUGGUGCAGAAUCAGCAUUACAAGAGAUUGAGAAGUUCCUGGACACUGGUGCAAGCAAUAAAAUCAAGGAGUUGAAUAAAAUUUACAGAGAGUAUGCACACAUCCUCAAUGAAGACCUAAAGGAGCAUGUGCAAAAGGUUUUCCAGAAGCAAGAAAGUAUGGAAGAAAUGUUUCAAAAGAGACAAGUAAGUCUUAAGAAACUGGCAGCUAAGCAGACACGUCCUGUUCAGCCAGUUGCACCAAGACCUGAAGCCUUCGUAAAAUCUCCUUGUACCUCUCCAGGUCUUCAAAGAGAAUACAUAUCCAACUCAGAAAGCAGUGCACUUCGGAGGGUAAACUACAGAAGAGGAAAGAGUGAAAUGACUGAACUCCAUCAAAGCAGAGGAGGAUCUACAAUGGAUGAUGAAGAAAACCUAGCUGUGUUACGGCAGCAUGUAAUGAAUGAACUUAUUGAGACUGAACGAGCAUAUGUGGAAGAACUUCUCUGUGUUUUAGAGGGUUAUGCUGCAGAGAUGGACAACCCCUUAAUGGCUCAUCUCAUUUCACCAGAACUCCACAAUAAGAAGGACAUCUUGUUUGGGAAUAUGGAAGAAAUUUAUCACUUUCACAACAGAAUAUUCUUGAGAGAACUAGAAAACUAUGUAGAAUACCCAGAACUAGUAGGACGGUGCUUUCUGGAUCAGAUGGAAGAUUUCCAGAUUUAUGAAAAAUACUGUCAAAAUAAACCUCGAUCUGAAAGUUUAUGGAGGCAGUUUUCAGAUUCUGUGUUCUUUCAGGAAUGUCAAAGGAAACUUGAUCACAAGCUCAGUUUGGACUCAUACUUGCUGAAACCUGUUCAAAGAAUAACCAAAUACCAAUUAUUGCUAAAGGAAAUGCUGAAGUACAGCAAGAAUUGUGAAGGUGCUGAAGAUCUUCAGGAGGCAUUAACUUCUAUACUGGGUAUUCUCAAAGCAGUUAAUGAUUCUAUGCACCAGAUAGCCAUUACUGGCUACGAUGGUAACCUGAAUGAGCUAGGCAAGCUUUUAAUGCAGGGAUCCUUCAAUGUCUGGACUGAUCAUAAAAAGGGUCACUCGAAGGUGAAAGAUUUGGCACGCUUCAAGCCAAUGCAGCGACACCUCUUCCUCCAUGAGAAGGCAGUGCUGUUCUGUAAAAAGCGAGAAGAAAAUGGAGAAGGAUAUGAGAAAGCACCUUCUUAUAGCUACAAACACUCCUUAAAUAUGGCAGCAGUUGGAAUCACAGAAAAUGUCAAAGGUGAUGCAAAAAAAUUUGAGAUCUGGUAUAAUGCAAGAGAAGAAGUUUACAUUAUACAGGCACCAACACCUGAAGUUAAAGCUACUUGGGUAAAUGAAAUAAGAAAAGUGCUGACAAGUCAACUGCAGGCAUGCAGAGAAGCUAGUCAGCACAGGACACUAGAACAGUCACAAAGUUUACCUCUACCAGCAUCAUCUUGUACAAGUCCUUCACGGAACCACAUCAGAAACACCAAAAAAAUGGAGGAGAGAAAAGCUGAUCUUGCAAGUCUAGAAAGUUUUGGCACCACAGUAGCACCAAAGUACCCCGAGAAAGGCAAAGAAACUCCAUCUCCUUCUGCUAAAAGCCAGACAUUGCCAAUGAUCCUUCUUACAGGACCAGCUUCUCCUACCAGUCCUGACAAAAAAGCUAAACGGCAUGAAGUAGUGAGUGACCCAACUCCUUUUGGUUUAAGAGGUUGGGCUAAAACAUCUCAUUCUCUUGAUGCAUCUGAAGAAAAUGACGGCUGGUCUAGUGCUGAAGAUCCACUGAAUUCAUCGGAUGCGGAGGAAGAAGGAGGAGGAGGGGGAGGCGAGAUGAAGCUGACUCCUGGUAAAUAUACAGUUGUGACUGAUUAUGAGAAAGGAGUUUCUGAAGAAUUUAUAGUGAAAAGUGGAGAUCUAGUUCAACUGAUUCGUGAAGGGGAGGAUGGACUCUGGUAUGUGAAGAACCUGAGCACUGGUAGAGAAGGUUGGAUCCCAGCAAACAACCUGCUGACGCUCAUAGGCAAUUCCAAAUCAGCUCAAUCUUUAAGCAGCUCUGAAUCAGGCACUGCCUCCAGCACUUUGAGCACAUCAUCAAGUUGCAGUGAUAGCUGCAAUGCCAGCAGCACCAGCUUCUCGGACAUUAAGGGCUAACAUUAAAUUUUCACCCCACCUCAAUGGAAGGUAAUUCUGGAAUCUGUCAUUUUGUGCCGAGUUCUGGACACUGGAGACUCCAAUGGAGAACCACCAGUUCUAUGUCACCAGCCCUGAGUAUUUUCAGUGGUGAUUUUCACAGGUUCUCCCAGAAGAUCCCAAUGAAAAGUGCAUGGAAUGUGAAGUUGUAAAUAAAAGUUAAAAGAUUUGAAAAAAGGUCUGUAGAGGCUUCUGCUCUAGAGUCUGAAGCUGCAGAGCAGGUAGCAUAAAACACAUUUUCUCACUGAUACACAAUCAGAUUCCUGCAGAACUGUAUCAUUUUGUAACAGCCAGAAUCUGAAUGUGAGCAAAAAAAUGUGUUCAGUGCUCAUUGUAAACUAGUAACAUAGCAAUCACUGUACAGGAUAGUAUGAGGAAAAUAAAAUCUGAGUUUACAAUUUCUCCUCCCAAAAACCCCCUUUCUCCAAGGAUGUACCUCAAUCAGUGCAGUGAGUGGGACUCUUGCAGCAACUGGGAAGGAGGUUUGCUCCAGCCUUUUCUCUUCUCUUGCAUCUUCAGGACAUUCUUCUGCUCCCUAGAGACUGGGAUCAGACAUGACCAAUUCACUGACCAAAACAGCAUCAAAAGAAACUAUUAUUUUAUCCUUUCCAACCUUUUAAUGAUGUGUGCAAUGGAACAGCUGUUUUCUGAGGUAUUUUGGCCUCACAACCAAAUUCUUUACCAAGAUCACUGUGUUUACAUAGCCUUGGCAACUUAGUAGUGUAUUUUUUUCUUACACAGGUGCACAAUGAAUCACAAAUUCUUAUAUUCAUUAAAUUAUUUCUUAAUAAAUGGUAAUUAAUUACGCAGUUACCUUCAGCUUUCACAAUUAACAUGCAAUUACAGGCAGAGGAAACUAUUGGGCUGCACUAUGGGUCAAGAGCCUUCCUUGAGACAAACCUACGAGGGCCAGAAAUUGGGCGUGUUUUUAGUCAACAGUGUUUGUUGCAGUUAUUCAAAGAGACAAAAACAGUGACAUAAUUUUUCCAUAAAAGGGGAGCAUGGGAGAAAAACCCCUUUAUUAGGUAAGAGCCAGGUUUAUGCCACAGAUGAGUAUUUUAAUUUUUUUAAAAGGAAGGGUGAUGCUAAACUUGCCAUUUUUUCAAGGUAUGAUGCAAGCCAAUGCUGUAAAUUUUCAUGUUGUCAGGUGUUCUUUGCAUGUCAUCCUUACAAACAGUUCAAAACUGUGUGCAUGUAUGGAAUAUUGUAUUCAUUCCUGUCCAUCUCUCAAAUAUUUUUACUUACAUGAAAAUAGGUUUUUAAGUCAUUCACAUACCAUAUUACUUAAAAAUAAUGUGGACAUUAAAAGCAUAGUUUUUCAGCAGCACUAAGCACAGCAGAUUAUGUCAACAGAAGCUGCUGUUCAUCAUCAGACCCUCUGAUGGCUGAGCACUGAAGUCUAUCUUUGUGCUAGACUUUUAUAUUUUAGAGACUGCAGCUUAGGAAACAUAAACAACAAAUACUCUAAAGAAUGAUCUUACUCCUAGGUUGCAAAAGCAACCCUACCCCAGAUGCAAUCAAAAUACAGCUGACCAUCGUCAGUACAAAUUGAAACAUAUAUAUACACACACAUAUAUUUAUGUGCAUGUAUGUGCUUGUGUGUAUGUAUAUGUGUGUGUAGAUAUGUAUAUGUGUGUAGAUAUAAUGUAUCAAUGUAAAAGAUGUAUUUAUAGUCUUCAUGCUGCUGAAUGUGUCACUUUACAAUUCAUAAAGACUUAGGUUUCUUGCAAUACUGCAAUAUAAAGGCUGAUCAGGGUUUUACUUCGGGUGUCUUUUCCAACGCAAAAAUCCUCUGAUCUUUUUUUAAUUAUCCCAUAUAAUACUGUGCUGACCAGGAAUAUUACUCUGAUAUUUAACAAUGGAAUGGCAACAUGAGAUUUAGCUUAUCUUCAUCUAUGUAAGUUAUUUUGUAAAUUAUCUGUAACAUAUUUACUUAUAUAUUGCUGUCAUUGCUAUUAUGAGACUGUCCUUUCAUUUCUCACUGCAGCAUCAUUUGUGUGAUUUCAAUGGUUUUUCUCCACAUCAUUGCACUUUAAUACAACCCAUUUCACCAUUUCCUUUUUUACUGCUGUUGUGAAUUAGAAGUUCAAAGUCAGAGGUCUCUAUUGUAAUUAAAUUUAAUAAAUUUCAGCACUUCUUGCUGAAUGCCUUUA
Molecule: messenger RNA, 8265 nt
Organism: Strigops habroptila (Kakapo)
Lineage: Eukaryota; Metazoa; Chordata; Aves; Psittaciformes; Psittacidae
Gene: MCF2L
Product: MCF.2 cell line derived transforming sequence like
Exons: 32
Coding region: 2606-6073 (1155 amino acids)
Biological process (GO): intracellular signal transduction; positive regulation of Rho protein signal transduction
Cellular component (GO): extrinsic component of membrane; cytoplasm
Molecular function (GO): protein binding; guanyl-nucleotide exchange factor activity
Source: RefSeq, a predicted model, not a curated record